UUUUAUGUUAUCAGUGAAGUUUAAUCAGCUCGUCACAAGGCGUCCAUUUGGCUCGUUUUUUUUUUUUUACGGCUAUCAGGUCUCCAACUUUCGCUUAAAUGAAACAAAAAAGCAGAUAUCCGGUGGCUCCGCUCCGGCAUCGGUGUCCGGGCUCCACUUCUGGGUCUAUUACAAGGCGCCACUCCCUCAAAUGAACAGAGAACGCGGGAAGACGUUCACUUUUAGGAAAACAAUAGCGCGUGCGGGCUCAGGGGCGCAUCGAACCGAUCCGAUUUCACCCGUUUGCAUUCUAGCCGUAGUCGAAGACGAGCCGAGGCCGGAAGGGAAGUGAUUCUGUCAACACUGAAUGGAUCCAUCGGGGCGCAAUGGCAUUCCUUGGCAAGCUCUGCUUUUCUAGGUGUCGGCCGAAGCCAGAGUCACGGAGAGGUCCUCUAUCUUCCGUCAUUAAAUACACGCAGCAGUAAUUGAACUCCACCAAUGUGCAAUGCCAAAAAGUGACACCUGGCCCCGGGGCGUUUCUGUUGAAUCUGUGUCUGGGAUGGACAGCGCAGGAAGCUGUGAUAGUGUGCUCAGCAUCAACUCUGGAUUUAGUGAUGACAGUCUGGAGCACCUUUCGGCUGAGGAGAGAGCCUGUCUCAUGUUCCUGGAGGAGACCAUUGAGUCUCUGGAGGCAGAAGAAGACAGCGGUUUGUCCAACGAUGAGGCUGAUCGCCCAUCAAAUGGCCCAAAAGCAAAAACUGCUCAGCAGCCGUCUAUCCACCAGAACAGAUCUGAGGGGCUAUCAACCCAUGAGGAUCCAAACAAAGUGAUUGGAAGAGAUCGUAAACCAUCUCAGAAGUACCUUGUGCCAACUCCAUUACUCCUUGCAAGUGGAAAUCCCAGGAUAGUCAGCAAACCAAUGGAAACAUCCCCUGGGAAUGCCAAGAUAGUCAUCAAACCAAUGGAAACAUCUCCUGGGAAUGUCAAGAUAGUCAUCAAGCCAUUGGAAACAUCUCCCAAAGAAACACCUGUGGCUUUUAUUGACGCUCCUGAUGGGUUUAGAUCAAGCCCUGACCUUCAACAACCUAUAAAGACAAUUCCAGAAGAAGCUACUUCAAAAGUAGCAACCUCCAAACCAAGCGCUGGAAAAUCACUUGAUGUCGUGGACUUGCCACCAUCUUUCAUACCCAAACCUCCAGUUAAAACGAGUUUGCUAAGUGACUCGAAAGCCAAAGAUGGUGCAUCUAAGAGUUUGGAUGGCAAGUCUCAGAAAGUUUCCUCGGAGGUGCCUCUGGAAUUCAUUCCUCCACCUUCAGACUUCAUGGAUGAACCAGCGGAAAAGAUAAGCCUGGCUUAUUCACCACCCGCUCCGGUUUACGAAGAGCCACCGGAAUGGAUUCCCGAACUCCCCAAAGUGGAGCCUGGUGUAUCUAUCAAGCCAACAGAGAUGACCAAAUCAGAACCAGAAUCGCAAAAUGUGAUCAAAAACCUACACAAGAAGGCCUCCUUGAAGGAAUCGCCACACUUGACGCCGCUAAUAGUUGCGCAACAUUCGGCGCCGGACAAAUCCAUGACGCUGUCGCUGUCUUCAGAUCACAGUCCUGCUGCGGCGAAAGAGUACGGAGAUCCCAAAAGCCCACCGAUUGUGGCGCCCAAACCCAAGAAGCUCCCAUCCAAUAUCAUCCUUAAAAGCCACAAGGACCCGGGGACCACUAAUUCGUUACUCCCUCAAACCGAACGAGCUCAAAUGGAUCCUCAGAAGGUCCGAAUGGAGGCUUUGAAAAAGUUAGGUCUGCUGAAAAACGAAGAGGCUGAAACCGGCCACGGCGUGUCUCCUUCUCAAUCGCCAACGUUCAAAGCUAAAACCCGCCCUCAGUCACUCUGCAACCCGACAGAACCCGUUCAGGAGCUAUCCAGACUUUCCGAAACCCCUAUACCAGAUGACGUGCAACUGGUAGCUGACACGCUAAAACACCAAGAUGAAAAAAGGCGAGAAGAUUCGGUAAAAAAGCAGCCGGCAAAGUCCUUCAACAUUAAAACGGCGUCUCUGGAGCGCACGGGAUCUCGAACGCCCGCUGAUGCUACGCCACAGACGGCGAACCCUGAAAGGACCCAAGUAGAGUUGUCUCCAGGUCAGUUACGCAAAAGCAGAGCUCGACCUCCUUCUGCAGGGAGCGCAAAGGACUUUGGCAUUGGCCCUCAGGUUGAAGAUUCAAUUAAAAUGCUCCAAGCUGCUGCGGUUCAGCCAGGGAAUGACGGGCAAAAGUUGCCCCGCUCCGGAAUAAGCGUGAUGAUCUCUCCGCACGGUACAAAUGGAGAGAACCGAAGGGAAGCCUUGAAGAAACUCGGAUUACUGAGGGACUAAUGCAUGGUGCUACCAGCCUUUCAAUUUAUUCUGGGACAUUAGCAUUGAAAGGACAUACGCUGAUGAUAUGGACUUUGCAUCAUUUGUGAUGGUUUUGGUUUCGGCUUGGUGGUCGAUUUGCAUCUUUAGGUAUCUGCUUAAGUAAUUGACACAAUGUGAUAUAAGCACUUUCUUCUAAAGAGGUACAGCUACAGUCCGCAUGAAUCCAGAUCAAUUUGAAAACAGCAUUUUCUGCUCUUUUAUCACAAUAAAAACUCACUGAGACAGUGCUGGGCAUGAUGCAUUACGCAAACGGAUUACUUUUUUCAUGUAACUAGUAAAGUUACACAAAAUUGCUUUGAUUUCCCAUUUAAUCACUGAUUCCUCUCUUGCCUCCAUGUUGAGAGAAAUUGAGAGCAAGUUGCUAAGGCACUUUCUUCAUCCCGAAGUUUAUUAUUUGCACUUUUGGCAUGAAAAAGGCCUUUACUGUUGACAAAAACAGUAAAAAAACUAUUGCAUUAAUUUACUACUUUCAAUAGAAAGUACCUAAAUAAUGCAAUUAGUUAGUCUUUUGUGGAGUAAUGUAUAACUAAUGCAUAACUUUUUUUAAAAGGUUACUUGCUGAGAUGAUACCAUGAAGUAUCAUGCUAGAUUCUUCUGGAAUUAUCCUUUAUUAGCAAAAUAUCCCACCACUCACUUACGUUAUCUUGCAUCUUACGUUACUAUAAAAUAUGCAUCGUCGUUUUUGGAUCUGCGAUUGCAAAUGGCAUUUUCAGCUUUCUCCGCUUAAAAUGUUUCAUGAAAAUAUUUUUAAUAUAUAUAUAUAUUGUAAUAUUUCAAAUAAAAAGCUCUUUCGCUGUUGAUUUAAAGAUGUUUUCAAAUUGAUCCCAAUAAAGUAGAUGUAGCCUAAGAAAAAAAGAUGUAAAUAUGUUUCCAUAUCGUUGAGAUGAUUAUGGUUUCCAGACAAUUUUCACUUUUUGCCAUUGGUUAUUUAAAUUUUGUUAUCUGGCUAUUAGGUUCUAGAUUAUGCCUAAAUGUCAAAUCUGGUGUAUAUAUGUCUUUAUUAAAAAGUGCCAUUUUCACAUACGUAAAACAGGCUAGGCUAAUCGCUAUUCGUGUAAACCAGCAUGCUCUGCAGAACCCGCGCAUGUCAAAUAUAACUUCAUAUAUUUAUGAGGGAUUCCUAAUAAAGAUUUGGACUACACCGAGGAGCUGAAGCGUCAGGAUCUUUGAGAAGUGCUGUAAAUGUGAUUCGUUUUGAAUUGACGCCGGUUUGAAAGAAUAGGAUCUCGUUCCGUCAAACUUUGAGAGCCAGAGUUCACUGUCCUUGUGUGUGACGCACGAAUAGCGAUCCAUGUUUUUCUUGUCAACAGAGAGUCUUGCUGAGGUAACAUUCUGAGAGUUCCUUUCAUAACAUCAACGGCUUCUAUCAGACGAGGCGGGAACUCGUCCGACCUGAUCCGAAGCAGCCGGGCCGUGUGAUCUGGGGCUAAUGACCUGCUUUUCUUUGUCAGCAACCAUUUGAGCCUGAAGUGAGCUGGGCCGAUCGAGUUUUUGGCUCAUUUACCUGCUUCUGCGAGCGUGAGGAUAUCAUUUGUCGCUUGAACAGGUCCGUUUGGCUUGCAACGUGUUCAAAACGCUAAAGUCAAGAGUCAUCAAAAGCCAUGCCAGGCUCUGGAAUGACUGAACGUGCCUUUGAGGGUGAAUCCAACUGACAUGAGAACUGAUAAAAAAAAAACAUACCUGA
Molecule: messenger RNA, 4070 nt
Organism: Puntigrus tetrazona (Sumatra barb)
Lineage: Eukaryota; Metazoa; Chordata; Actinopteri; Cypriniformes; Cyprinidae
Product: specifically androgen-regulated gene protein
Exons: 4
Coding region: 485-2344 (619 amino acids)
Source: RefSeq, a predicted model, not a curated record